Messenger RNA from Camelus dromedarius (Arabian camel), 2500 nucleotides. RefSeq names its product tropomyosin-1, isoforms 33/34-like. Gene Ontology annotation, biological process: protein secretion; endoplasmic reticulum to Golgi vesicle-mediated transport; vesicle cargo loading. The transcript has 23 exons. Gene Ontology annotation, molecular function: RNA binding. The record is from RefSeq and is a predicted model, not a curated record. Lineage: Eukaryota; Metazoa; Chordata; Mammalia; Artiodactyla; Camelidae. Gene Ontology annotation, cellular component: endoplasmic reticulum exit site; endoplasmic reticulum membrane. Bases 67 to 2379 code for a protein of 770 amino acids.
AUUGAGGAGAACCCGCCCCUACAGUGUGGAGGGCCGGAACGGACAGGGCCCUCUUCCCUUUCAAAAAUGUCUCAGCAGAGAACUAAGUCCAUUAUGGCUUUAAUGAAAUGUCCUGAAGGACUGGGGGAGAAAAUGCACUUUCCUUCCGUGAAGAAACACCACGCAGGAGGAGCGUGGAGGAGAAGGCGCGGACGUUCCAAAGAAGCCGAAACUCAGACGGCCUGUCGGGGAGGACGCGCUGAGCCUGCGAAGUUCAAUUUUGUGGGGAAACUGCUUGGACCAAGAGGAAACUCCUUGAAGAGGCUACAGGAAGAAACAGGUGCUAACAUGUCUAUCCUGGGCAAAGGAUCAAUGAGAGAUAAAGCAAAGGUGUUUGUAUGUUUUUGGAGUGUAAUUGACCUGAAACACUGUGUUAGUUCCUGGUAUACAACACAGAGAUUCCAUGUUUCUGUACACUUCAGAAGGAUCACCACAAUCCUCCACACUCUGAUUCUCCUUACCCAUCUUGGGUCUGAUGUUUAUGAAUUUCUGUGGAAGCUGCUUCUUCUUGUUGCCGCCUGGGGAGUUUCCAGUUUUCUGUUGUUUGUCUGGAGGAGCGUCCUUGCUGUAAAGCCUCGUGCAUCUCAAGUUACUUUAAAGCAGAUGACUGAGCAGAUGAAGAAUUUGGAGAACGAAAAGAGAGAACUUGCAGAAAAUAUAUCUGCUUGGGUGCAGAAGACCAACAAUGCAGUGAAAUGCUUAGAGGAGACCAUCAGGCAAAAGAAGAUGCUCUCUGAGGAAGCACUGAAGUUUAAGGAGAACUUGAAAACAAUUGAGAGGGUGAAUGAACAUUUGAAUGACGUUCAGAUUGCUCGAGCUAAGCUGCAGGCAGUGAGGGACCAGAACACCAAGAGUCCACACUUGCCAGGUGUUUCGAAGACCAGAUCUGAGGGUGCGAUGCAGCGAGCUGUGACAACUGGAGACUGCAGCCUGGAAGAGGGUAAAAAGAAAAUGCAAGACCACCAUGCUGCAUCGGGAUCUCCGAAAGAACGUGAGGAAGACGGUUUCCAAAGGCAGGUGAAGAAAGUACGCGUCCUUGAUGAAAUCAGUGGACAGAGAACUAUGGACACUGAAGGGAAGGUGGACAUGAACGGAUGUGGGCUGGUGGGAAAGCAGCAGCUGUUGGCAGCAAAGGAGAAGGCAGAAUUGGCUGAAGAGGAGAGAAGAUGGUACAAGAUAAGACUUGAAGAAUGUCACGGGCAAAUGCGGGAAGCAGAGAUCACUUGGAGACACCAGGUCACUCUUGCCGAGAAGAAGGCCCAAGACAGCUCGCUCAGGGCUCAGGAGCUGGAGAGGGAAAUCUCUGAAUUGAGAAGGGAAAACUCUGAGCUGAGAAGGGAAAACUCCUCUGAGCUGAGAAGGGAAGUUGCCCACCUGAAACAGAGAUUGGAUGCAAUCUGCGGAUGGAGGCAGGCAGAGGAAUACAUGAGGCAGGAGCCCACCCCAGGAGGACCGUACAGGCUGCACCCUCCCCUGAGAGCUUCAGGGCCGGGUGGCACCCCUGUUAGGAAUGGCACCGCCUUUCCGGCAAAGGAGGCAGAGGAAACCAAAGUCACCCCGUGGGCCGGAGGGCCCCAACCUUUCCUAGAACCAGCCUGCGUGGCCUGUCCCGGGUGUGGCCCGUCGUCGCCCAGCUGGGCACCUGCACCUGGUCCCCCUUGGUGCCCUGUGCAGCCUUGCCCCCCACCGCCAGCUGCUCCGCUCGAUGGUGUGUCAGUGCAGCACUUUCCAGAAGAGAGAGGAAGAGAAUCUUGCUGGGAUGAGGAAGGGGCGGCUGAGCCCGAAAUCAGAAAACCGGAAUACGCUAGCGGGGCUGUAGGAAUGGCUCCGCAGGAGCUGACAGAUCAUAACACACUGACCUCAGAUGGUGGAGCACACGGAGCUCAUUAUACACUGGCCGACGUGGGACCUGGCCCGGCUCCGGUGUGGCCCGGCAGCGCCCGCCCACCUGCGGCGGCCCCGGAGGCCCAGGUCACCCCGUGGGCCGGAGGGCUCCAACCUUUCCGAGGACCAGCCUGCGUGGGCUGCCCCGUGAUCAGCCCGUCGUCGCCCAGCUGGGCACCUGCACCUGUUCCCCCUUCGUGUCCUGAGCAGCCUGACCAGUCCCCGCUAGCUGUCCCGCCCGGUCACCGUGGAGUCCCGAAGUCCCGGUUCUUGGACAGGAUCAUUUGGUGUGUCUUGCCCGAUGGGACACCCAGCAUCAUUACUCAGAGGGUACUCGUCACCACCACCCCCACCUCUGUUGUGGCCAAUUUGGUCUCAGCCACCACCACCCCCACCACCACCAGUUACAGCAGUCGCACAGUCAGUUUGGCAACUGAAGGGGCCCCUGAGCUGUGACAAUGAUGUGCGUAGAGAUGUCGGAGGUGCAUUACAGCCCGAAUGUUUCCCUGCUCCAUCCUGCCCCCUCCGCUGUUCUCUCCUAUUGUCACCCCUAAUGAAAUUGUCACAGUUCUCUCUG